This is a messenger RNA of Alligator mississippiensis (American alligator), 2736 nucleotides long. RefSeq names its product major facilitator superfamily domain containing 14A (gene SLC71A1). Gene Ontology annotation, molecular function: transmembrane transporter activity. Gene Ontology annotation, cellular component: membrane. The transcript has 12 exons. Gene Ontology annotation, biological process: transmembrane transport. Lineage: Eukaryota; Metazoa; Chordata; Crocodylia; Alligatoridae. The record is from RefSeq and is a predicted model, not a curated record. The coding region runs from base 168 to 1643 and encodes 491 amino acids.
GGUGGCAGCCGCCUGUCGGUUUCCCAAGAUGGCGGCGGGUGCCUGAGGGGCCGAGCGGAGCUAGGCGGUGGCUGGGGGUCGGGCGGUGGCUCCGGCUGCUGGGGAGGGUCCUGCUCCGCGCCCUCUCCCCCCCCCCCCAUCCGGCGCCGGGGCACUAGGAUGGUAAAAUGACCCAGGGCGGCAAGAAGAAGAAGCGGGCGGCGAACCGCAGCAUCCUGCUGGCCAAGAAAAUCAUCAUCAAGGACGGCGGCACGCCUCAAGGAAUAGGUUCGCCUAGUGUCUACCAUGCUGUCAUAGUCAUUUUUUUGGAGUUUUUUGCAUGGGGACUCUUGACAGCACCAACGUUGAUGGUUUUGCACGAAACUUUCCCAAAGCAUACUUUUCUGAUGAAUGGCCUAAUCCAAGGUGUAAAGGGCUUGUUGUCAUUCCUCAGCGCCCCUCUGAUAGGUGCUCUUUCUGAUGUUUGGGGACGAAAGUCUUUCUUGCUGCUAACAGUUUUUUUCACUUGUGCACCGAUACCACUAAUGAAGAUCAGUCCAUGGUGGUACUUUGCUGUUAUCUCUGUUUCUGGGGUUUUUGCAGUGACUUUUUCAGUGGUGUUUGCGUAUGUAGCAGAUAUAACCCAAGAACAUGAAAGAAGUAUGGCUUAUGGACUGGUUUCAGCAACUUUUGCAGCAAGUUUAGUUACCAGUCCUGCUAUUGGUGCUUACCUUGGUCGAACUUAUGGCGACAGCUUGGUAGUGGUCCUAGCUACUGCUAUAGCUUUGUUGGAUAUUUGUUUUAUUCUUGUUGCUGUACCAGAAUCAUUGCCAGAGAAGAUGAGGCCAGCAUCUUGGGGAGCACCCAUUUCAUGGGAACAGGCUGACCCAUUUGCAUCACUUAAGAAAGUGGGUCAAGAUUCCAUAGUGCUGCUAAUCUGCAUAACAGUAUUUCUCUCCUACCUCCCAGAGGCAGGGCAAUAUUCCAGCUUCUUCUUAUACCUCAGACAGAUAAUGGGAUUUUCGUCUGAAAGUGUUGCAGCGUUUAUAGCAGUCCUAGGCAUUCUCUCCAUUAUUGCACAGACAGUAGUCUUGAGUUUACUUAUGCGAUCUAUUGGAAAUAAAAACACCAUCUUGCUGGGUCUAGGAUUUCAAAUAUUACAACUGGCAUGGUAUGGCUUUGGCUCAGAGCCCUGGAUGAUGUGGGCAGCAGGGGCUGUUGCAGCAAUGUCUAGUAUUACGUUCCCAGCAGUAAGUGCACUGGUUUCACGAACUGCUGAUGCUGAUCAACAGGGUGUUGUUCAAGGGAUGAUAACAGGAAUUCGAGGAUUGUGUAAUGGUUUGGGACCAGCACUCUAUGGCUUUAUAUUCUACAUAUUCCAUGUAGAAUUGAGUGAACUUCCAGUGCCUGAUAUUAAACCGGAAGGUAAUAUGGACACACAACACCAUUCACAACAGAACUCUAUCAUUCCUGGACCACCAUUCUUGUUUGGAGCAUGCUCUGUGCUGUUAGCUCUCCUUGUUGCCUUGUUUAUUCCUGAACAUACUAAUCUAACUGUACGAUCCAGCAAUUGGAAGAAACACUGUGGCAGUCAUAGCCAUCCACACAGUCCACAGGCCCCUGGUGAGGCCAAAGAACCUUUACUGCAAGACACAAAUGUAUGACAGCAAAACUCAAAAGACUCCCCCCUCCUCCCCCUGAUCUGCAGCGCUGGAGAUUACAUUCCGUCAAGCAUGUGAUUUCUUAAGAUAACCUUAAGAAAUUUAUGCAUGAAACUUGUAGGAACUACAAACAGGAACUGGAAAUUUCUCUAAAGAUGUUACAAUUAAAUUAAUAAUUUGCUUUUAAAAAAAUAUUAAGCACUGGUCUCUUGCCCUGAUAUAUUGUUAAUUAUAUUAACCUUUACAUCCUAGCUCAAGAGACAUAAGAAAUAAAGUCAAGGUAUUAGUAUGUGUCCCUACACCCAUUUUCUUAAGGUGUUGAGCUUUAAUUCUCUUCAUACUAAGUCUCAGUGAGACAUACUAGCAUAUAUGUGGACCCAUUAAUUUUAAUGUUGGAAAAUCUUGGGUCAGGUGAUUCAAAGCCUUAAUGUAAAUGCACUCAAGUAAGAAAACGUGUUUUUUUUUUUAAUUUUACAAUCACUGUAUUUGUAUUAAUACAAAAUUACAUGAGCAUGCUUACUGAACAGUUGAAAGCUCUUUUUAUGUAAGUGCGUUACUCUUAAUUCUAUUUUUUAGUACGAUAUAUAUCAGAUAUGGAGUAUUUAAAUAGCAAGUUAUGAGCCAAUAAGUUUUUAAUAUUGGUUCUAAAGCCGUGCUUUCCUAAGUAGUUUAUUAUACCACUGUUUCUGAGCAUAAUCAUGAAGACCUCAAAACUUGAAUAUACAAAGUGAAAUAAGUUGAUAGCCUUGAAAAUGUCAAUGUACUAUAUAGUGGCCUUUCAGGACUGUCACAGUUAAUACUUUUGUUUUGCAGAGCUAAUGUUUUAGUCCUAAACUUUCAGGACCCUAGUACACAACAGAGCUUUAUACAAUUACUGAUGUGAAUUUAUUUCUCUAAAGUGUAUAUUUUUGUGUCCAGUUGUAUUAUUUAAGUGUUCCUUUGUAUAAAUUUGUGUAUAAAGUACUGUAUAGUUUAAAAUGUUUUCAUCUUAUGUGGUUAUUGCUCAGUGCUUUUUUAACUUUGAACAUUUGCCAUGGUUGACUAAAAGCUGGAAAAUAUGUGAAUAAAGUUGACUAUUUUAUGAAUUUUUAAAUAA